AUGGCUGUACCAUUUCGUGCAAAAGAUGUUGCAGCUGAAAAUACAGAAUUCGGACAUCCAGAUGUAGCUAUUGUCUUAACACAAAUUUCCUAUUACUAUAAAGGCUUGACAGAUUCACAAAUGCUUCAAUGUUUUAAUCGUUUGAGUCAAGAUGAAAGCGAUCCGGAAAUAAUCUAUGACCAAUGGAUUUCAUUGGAAGAAGAAAAUGAUAUCAUUGCAAGUAUAAAACAAUGGAAAAGAGUUAAUCUAAAAGAUUAUCAACAACGAACUCAACUACUCUUUCCAACUUUACGAUACAAUAUGCUAGUUAUAAAUUAUUUUCUCAAUCAUUUUGUUUUCCCUCAAGAAUCAAAACAAUUUCCACAUAAAUUAGUUGCUUCUGCUUGGGAUCUAUUUUCAUCUUUACGAGAGAAAAUCAUCACUGGAUUUAGUGGUACAAAUGAUACUCAAUUAUUAUUGCCUGUUCAUAUUCGUCAAUGUGAUUUAGCAGAACUUCAAAAAACGGACGCCAUUGUUCUUAAUAAUUUACUUCGGCCAGAAAAUUACCAUUAUCAAUAUUUACCGAUUAGUACGAGCUCUGACGAUAUCUUGAAACGUAUUAUUAUUAGCCAACCAACGAUUCAAGUCAUUCUAGACGUUGGUGCAUUGUUCGUUGAUGGAACCAAUCGUCAAAUAGCGGUCAAAUGGUUAGAUCUAUCGGAUAAAAUUAAAAUCGAUUAUGUUGUAUAUUUUGAAUCAGAUUCGACAUUCGUUUGUGAUUAUCAAUAUCAGCAUCAUGCUUUUUUAACAUCACCUGCUAGUGAACGUCUUGAUCGUUGUGUAUUUUAUUUAGAUGAAAUUCAUACGAGAGGAACAGAUUUUAAAUUUCCGAAUGAAUUUAGAGCUGCUGUUAUCUUAGGAAAUGGUCUCACUAAGGAUCGCUUAGUUCAAGCAUGUAUGAGAAUGAGAAAAUUAGGUAAACAUCAUUGGUUAAGUUUUUGGAGUUCAAACGAAGUUCAUCAACAAAUUCGAACAAUGAAGAAAAAUUCAAUUUCACCAAAUGAAAAGGAAGAAAACAUUGAUGAUCGAAUUACUCUGACUGAUAUUCUUCGUUGGGUUUAUGAAAAUACUCAACAGACAACUUGGGGUGGAUUACAUCUUUGGGCAACACAAACUGUUUCAAAACGAUUAUGGGAUUAUGGUGGUUCAAAAAAACUUCUCACACAAUUAUUAGAUGAAGAGCAACAACGAGAACUAGAGCGAGAACAAGAAUUGGAAGAAGAACGACAACAGAAACGUCCUCCAUCUGUUCGUCCCUAUGAGCCUCAAUUACACAAUGAGAUCAAGGCUUUAUGCGAUAUGCAUGGUCCUAUGUUGAAUUUAUCAAAAUUAACUUCAGUAUUUUGUCCCAUUGCUGAUGCUUUUCUUGGUACUACACUCUAUCGUGAAUGUCAACCACAUUGUUGGCAACAAAAUCUUUGGAUUACUGAUGAAUUCAAACGUGUGAUUCAAACAUAUAGAGAAUCAUUAGAUCCUUUUCUACGUCCUGCACGAUGGAUUCUGAUCUAUCGUAAUGAACAUAUCAUUUUUGUAAGUCCUUUCGAAGCCAAUUGGCUAAUGGGUCGAUUACAUGAUCUUUAUCGUAAGCAAUCACCUGGAGAAUUAUUCACUACAACAUUACGUCUAUUGUUACCACGGACUAGGCGAGAUCAAUCAAUUAUAGUUAACACAACCACUUUAAAAAUUCCUCCGUCAAUUGGACCCGAUCGUGGUGCUGUUACAUUCCCAAUUCCGAUUGAAUGGUUGGUGGCAUUAUUUAUUUUUAAUGGCACGCUCUACUUUGAAACUACCGAUGAGCAAGCAGCCUAUUGUCGUUGCCUAGGUGUAUGUCCCAAACCUCGUACUGAGAUUGAAGAAGAUGCUUUUGAGAAAUGUUGGAUUACUGUUGAUGGAUUCGUGAAAAAAUCAGAUUAUCGUGACCUUUUACAACUUCAACAAUGUCGUUUUCAUGCCAAUCCUUUAGCAUUCGUUAGAAAAUUAGUCAAAAAUAGAAACAAUACACAUGCACCUCUUAUAUCUCAUGUCGUUAUUCAAUAUUAUCAUUUUUCAUUUGAACAAAAAGUUAAAUCAUUAGGUUUUACAUCUAAUUUAAAUACAUAA
Molecule: messenger RNA, 2139 nt
Organism: Rotaria sordida
Lineage: Eukaryota; Metazoa; Rotifera; Eurotatoria; Philodinida; Philodinidae
Source: the annotation of a GenBank genome assembly